AUGGUAUACAAUUCGUUGACUGAGGUUCCUCGCAACCUCAAGGAGUGCAUUGACUGGUUAAUAGCACUCAAGGGAGAUGAUGCUGAAAACAACUUGAAGGCUAUGGGCAAAGCGCUUUACGGUUUGCUCGCAGACAAGCUUGUUGGCUUUACGGAGGUGCCAGCUCUCGAGAAGGUAAAACAUGUUUCCGAGGUGUUCCUAAGGCGGCAGGGUAUCAGGGAUCAGCCAUUCGUAAAAGAGCUGCUGCAGAGGUUUAAUAAGCCUAUGGACAAAAGCCCGAAAAAGAUCGGCAAUGUAAUAAAAGGUGUCGAGGAAAGCGAUUACAAGAACGUCGUAAAGGCCCGAGGUACCAAGCCUGAAGCAAUCGCAAAGAACUUAGGUAAAGUAGUGGAUGCGUAUGAAAAGUUCUUAGAUGAUAUAAAAGCCCCUGACCAGUACGAGUCUGCUUACAGUUCGGAGGCGACGUGGGAGGCAUCGUGCUCGAAGGAACCAGAAGCUUGCGUAGUGAUUUUGGUGGGCAUUGCGCCAAUGUUGUACGCGAGCGUAAGGCCUUUGAAGGACGUGGGCAAAUUUGCCACAGUCUAUGCGGUAGAUCCCAUGGAGGAAAAUCGUGUGGGAAGUGUAUUGGAAGCCGUUGGUUACAAGGAGCCGGAAUGCCGUGCUGGCACGAGUGGUUCAGAUGUCCUCAAGGUCUCGAGAGGUGUGGAUAAAGACGUAUUGGAUAUCAUAUACGAUUUCGCUGCAUUCUGGGCCUUUUAUUGA
Messenger RNA from Babesia ovata, 762 nucleotides. RefSeq lists its product as uncharacterized. Lineage: Eukaryota; Apicomplexa; Aconoidasida; Piroplasmida; Babesiidae. The record is from RefSeq and is a predicted model, not a curated record. The transcript has a single exon. Bases 1 to 762 code for a protein of 253 amino acids.